Molecule: messenger RNA, 1395 nt
Organism: Orycteropus afer afer
Lineage: Eukaryota; Metazoa; Chordata; Mammalia; Tubulidentata; Orycteropodidae
Source: RefSeq, a predicted model, not a curated record
GCCUGGCCAGGCGCACUCUGCAGCAUGGUCUGGAACACUAACCUCCGUUGGCGACUGCCGCUCAUUUGCUUCUUCCUGGAGGUGGCCUUGGUGGUCCUCUUCGGCGUAUUUGUACGCUAUGAUUUCGAGGCCGACGCCCACUGGCCCGAGGAGAAGAGGCACAGGAACAUCGCCAGUGACUUCGAGAACGACUUCUACUAUCGAUACCCGAGCUUCCAGGACGUACACGUGAUGAUCUUCGUGGGCUUCGGCUUCCUCAUGACCUUCCUGCAGCGCUACAGCUUCAGCGCAGUGGGCUUCAAUUUCCUGUUGGCGGCCUUCGGCAUCCAGUGGGCGCUGCUAAUGCAGGGCUGGUUCCACGCCUUCCAAGACGGCUACAUCUUCAUCGGGGUGGAGAGCCUCAUCAAUGCGGACUUCUGCGUGGGCUCUGUCUGCGUGGCCUUUGGGGCAGUUCUGGGCAAAGUCAGCCCUAUCCAGCUACUCAUCAUGACUCUCUUCCAAGUGACCCUCUUCUCAGUGAAUGAAUUCAUUCUCCUCAACUUACUGCUGAAGGUGAAGGAUGCAGGUGGAUCCAUGACCAUCCACACAUUUGGCGCCUACUUUGGGCUCACAGUGACCUGGAUCCUCUACCGACCCAACCUACAGCGGAGCAAGGAGAGACAGAGUUCUGUGUACCACUCAGACCUCUUUGCCAUGAUUGGCACCCUCUUCCUAUGGAUGUACUGGCCCAGCUUCAACUCAGCUGUGUCCAACCAUGGAGAUGCCCAGCACCGGGCUGUCAUCAACACCUACUGCUCCCUGGCAGCCUGUGUGCUCAGCUCGGUGGCGCUGUCCAGCAUCCUGCAAAAGAAGGGCAAGCUAGACAUGGUGCACAUCCAGAAUGCCACACUAGCGGGAGGGGUGGCUGUGGGCACUGCUGGAGAGAUGAUGCUCAUGCCCUACGGCGCCCUCAUCACCGGCUUCAUCAGCGGCAUCGUCUCCACCCUGGGCUUCGUGUACCUGACGCCCUUCCUGGAGGCCCACAUGCAUAUCCAGGACACAUGUGGCAUUCACAACCUACAUGGCAUGCCUGGCCUCAUCGGUGGCAUUGUGGGUGCAGUGACAGCAGCCUCUGCCAACAGUCAGGUGUAUGGGUAUGAAGGGCUUCUCCAUGCCUUUGACUUUGAAGGUACCAAGAGAAAUAGGACCACAGAACUUCAGGGCAGCUUCCAGGCUGCUGGCAUCUUUGUGUCCAUGGCCAUAGCCCUGGUGGGCGGCAGCAUUGUGGGAGCCAUUUUGAAACUCCCAUGCUGGGGACAGCCUGCUGACGAGAACUGCUUUGAUGAUGAGAUCUACUGGGAGGCGGUGGCCCUCAUUCAGCACCACUGGCUGGACAGCGCCAGUCCCGUAUAUUAG